CUUCAUUUCAAAUAAUAUCCAAUUGACACUAUAUGGCUCAUUAAUAAAUAUAUAUUUCUUGAAAAGAUUACAUCAUCAUGACAACGUCAAAUGGAUCAAGUAAAUAUGAUUUUUCACCAAUUUUUGUUCCACGACCUCCACCACCGGAUUUAUUAUUUCCACAUUUAUGGGGAGUAGAAAACAAUUACAAUAAUCAUUCAUUGUCUUUUCUGUCUUCAUCGGUUUCCUCUUCAUCGUUGCCGUCGUCAUCAUCAUCACCAUCAAUGUCUCUAUCAUCAUCGAUAUCUACAAUGUCCACUUCAGUUUCCGCAACUAAUUGUUCCACAUCUUAUACAUCUUCAAAUCAAAAGAGACUUUCCGCAUUUAAUCCAUUGCCAAUUAAUUUAAGUACAAAUAUGAAUAUAUUCAAGAAAAGAGAAUUUCCUUUCAAUCAUCAAGAGUUUACUUCGAAUCCAUUGAAUUCUCAGUGUAGUUCUUUAUGGUUGGAUUGCUGUCAUCAUCAUUAUGAAUUGAAUAGACCAACAAAAAUGUUUUUAACGGAUUCUAACUACAAGGAAUUAACAUUGAUGAAUGAUGAGGAAAUGAAUCAUUCAAUGUUUAAUCAUCAGUCCCCUAAUGAUGUUGAACAGAUUGAUUCAAAACGGAAGUUGACAAAGUAUUUUAAUGAAGAAAAUAACUUUAAUACUACUACUUCUAGUAGUAAUAGUAGUAGUACUACCACUAGUACUACUUCCAUUUCACCAACAUCACCAAUCGAUACUCCUAACAUGUUUAUGAAUUUAAAUGAUAAUUUCAAUAUUAAAACAUAUAAAUCUACAAAAAUCAUUUCACCAAUCAAUAAAUAUGAUACCCCUUUAAAAUAUAAUAAAUCAAUAAAAAAACGGAACAAAUAUUCGAUGAUCGAUAAUGGUAAUAAUAAAUCCAUAAAAAUGAGUCUUGACAACAAUCUAAACCAAAUAGAUACAGGUACAAAUGUGAACUGUCAUCAUAAUCCCGAUCUGAUUGAGAAUAAUCAUAAUGAUAAACAAAAACUAAUUGAGGAAUAUUCCAAUCUAGAUGAUGAUAAUGAUGAUGAUGAUUAUGAAAUAGAAGAUGAUCAAGAAGAUAUUGAAGAACGACGACGGCAACAACAACAACAACAGCAACAAUUCAACGAAUCUGAUAUGGGAAUUCAUUUAAAACCAAAUCAAUUCAUCGAAUGUGUUGUAUGCGGUGAUAAAAGUAGUGGUAAACAUUAUGGUCAAUAUACAUGUGAAGGAUGUAAAAGUUUUUUUAAACGUUCUGUAAGACGUAAAUUAAAUUAUACAUGUCGUAGUAAUAAACAAUGCCCAAUUGAUAUUAAUCAUCGUAAUCAAUGUCAAUAUUGUCGUUUUCAAAAAUGUAUUAAAGUUGGAAUGCGUAAAGAAGCUGUUCAACAAGGUCGUCUACCUCCAUUUCCAUUAUUCUAUCAUUCAUAUAUUGGUUUAUCAAAUUUUCUUAAUUCCAAUUCAUUUCCAUCCAUUCAUCAUCCUCAUCAUCCUCAUAAUAUGAUGAUAGAUCCAAAUGUUACUCAAUUAAUUAUUAUGCUAUUAUUAGCUGAGAAUCAUUCAUAUCAAUAUUUAAAUAAUGAACAAUUUAUAAAUCAUCUUAAUUUGAUUCUAUAUAAAUCUAGAAUAAUCAAAGAUUUACACAAAGGUAAUAAUUAUUCGAAUGAAACUAUCAAAUCUUCUGAAAUGAUUCAUUUGACUACUUAUAAUGAUAUAAGUAGUACUGAUAAUAAUCAUAAUCAUAUAAGUAAUCAUUUAACAUUGAAUUCAUCAAUAAACUCAUUUAUGAAUGAAAAAUCAUCUAUCAUUACUUCAACAUCUUCAACUGUUAGAAGAUCUUUAUCAAGUGAGCAAGAACGACAACAACAACGACAACAACAGUCAUUCAUUCCUAAUAUGAAACAUAAUCACCAAUUGACAAUAUUAAAUGAAAUCACUAAUUCUACACUUAAUUAUUUAUUGGUUAUAAUUGAAUGGGCAAAGAAUAUUAGUUUAUUUACAGAUUUACAUCCAAGUGAUCAAUUGAUUUUAUUGAAUAAUUCUUGGCCAGAAUUAUUUAUGCUUUAUUUAGCUCAGAUUUAUAAUAUUUCAUUGAUUACAUCAUCAUCAUCCGAUUACAAUAAUAAUAAUAAUAAUAAUAAUAAUAAUAAUAAUAAUCAGGUCGUUACAUCGAAUUGGUCAGAUCAAUCUAAUUUAUUAUUACUGGAUCAGCAAUAUUCAAUAGAAUUUCAAGAUCAAUUAGAAAGAAUACAACAAUUAAAUUUAGAUCAAUCUGAAUAUGUUUGUUUAAAAGCAUUGAUAUUAUUUAAUUCUGAAGCUCCUGGCCUAAAAGAUCCAACUCUUGUAGAUUCUAUUCAAGAAAGAAUACAAUGUGCAUUAGAAGAAUAUGAUAAAUAUAAUUAUUCUCAUUAUCAACCAUUUCGAUUUGGUCGAUUACUUCUACGAUUGCCUAAAUUAAAACAAACUGUUUCUUCACCUACAUCAUUAAAAUGGUUACAACAAAGUUUUUUUCCAUCACUUCAUUAUCAUAGUCAUAAAAGUCUUGAAUUAUUGAUUGAAGAAUUAUUUGAAAAAGAACUUUAUUCAAAGAAAUCUAGUUUAUCAUUCAGACAUAAUCAUAAUAUGUCAUAUACUUCGAAUACUGGAAAAUAUUCUCCCACUUCACAUUCUUUAUUACCACCACCACCACCAUCAUCAUCAUCAUCAUUUUCUUUACCAUCAUCAUUUCCAGCAUCGUCUUUGUCUUCAGAAAAAUUAGAGCACAAUUCUAUCCCAUUGUUCACUUCUCAUAUAGAUUACCUAAAUUCAAUGCCUAAACACUUGUCUUCUACACAUACCAACAAUCCUAUAUAUCAUCAUGAAAGUAGAAAUAACAAUGAUUUUGCUCAAUUAAUUCAUAAUUCUCCACAAAGAAGUUCAACAUUGUUCUCAAAUUCAAUCAAUUCUAUACAUAAGAAUGAUCUUUAUGAAAAUCAUUAUACUGACAAUAUUAUAGAGACAAUUAAGAAUGGUAACCAAGUAUUAAAACAUAAUGUAGAUGGAAUCUUACCAAAACAUUAUAGUAACCAAAAUAACAAUGUUAUAUCUAAGAAUAUAAACAUGGAAACAACAGAAUCUUCACCACCACCACCACCACCACCACCACCACCACCACCACCACCACCACCACCCUCAUCCUCAUCAUCAUCCUUGUUGAAUUCUUCCAAAUUGAGUAUUCAUUUUACUAAACUUAUAGAAAGAUUAAGCAAAACCAUAAGUCUAUUACCUUCAAUAGAUAUUAAAUCUAAAAAUGACUUCAAUCAUAUACAGAAUAAUAUCAAAGAUUAUACAGAAUUAUUUACUAAUGAUUUAUUAAAUUUAUUAAUAAUUAAUGAAAAAAAUGCAAAUUUACAAAUUUAUUAUUCAUUAUUACGUAAACAUUUAAAUACAAUACAUAAUUGUACAACAUAG
Messenger RNA from Schistosoma rodhaini, 3476 nucleotides. The record is from the annotation of a GenBank genome assembly. NCBI's taxonomy places the organism in Eukaryota, Metazoa, Platyhelminthes, Trematoda, Strigeidida, Schistosomatidae.